AUAUUAUUAUUAUUAGUUCAGAGUCAGAAUAAACUUCACUGAUCAACAAACUAAACUGAGUUUUAUUUCUGUUUUAUUUUCUCCACUGAAAAUAACUUCAAACAUUAAAGUCAAUUAGACUGACUCAGUUUUGCAUCAAAGAAUAUUAAUUUUACAUAUCACUUUGAUCUUUGAAUGUUUCUAUCUUCACCUCAACCAGACAAUCAAUAACUAUUGGUCUGCUCCCUCCUUCAGUUAAUUCAUGAUUAUUUAUUUGAGUGUCAUAUUCACUUGUUUAUGUAACUUCAUAAUUUUAUUGAUUAUUGAUUUACUUUCCCUCUGGAGAUUUAUUGUCCAUCAGUUUAGUUUGUAACCUGCAGUUCACUGAGUCUCCACCAGAGGGAGCUCUUCUAUUCUAAGAACUGAAGCACUUCUACCACAGAGUAUCACAGAGUACCGAGAUACUUCUACCAUCGAGUAUCAGAAACUGCUAGAGUACUUCUACCACCGAGUACCGAAGUACUUCUACCACCGAGUAUCAGAGACUACUAGAGUACUUCUACCACCGAGUACCGAAGUACUUCUACCACCGAGUAUCAGAGACUACUAAAGUACUUCUACCACCAAAUAUCACUAAGUACUGAAGUACUUCUACCACCAAGUAUCACUGAGUACUGAAGUACUUCUACCACCGAGGGUUACAGAGACUACUAAAUGGGCGGAGCCUGUGGCAGCAGAAGGCUCAUUGUCUGAGGCCGACUCUCUCUUUCUUUCUUCAUGUGGGGGAGGAGAGUGGGAGGAUUAACCGGCUGAUCUGCGACACGCGCUCACACACAACACACACAUUUCAUAUUAACAACACAACAGCUUCAUCUGGAUCAGCAUCCUCUUCAUCAGCAUCCUCUUCAUCAUCAUCACCAUCAUCAGAAGCAGCAUCAUCAGCGGCGGCGGAGAGGACGAGAGACAAAGAGACACACAGACAGACGGAGAGACAGACAGACGGGAUGGAGAGACCAGCGAUCUCUGCCGUCUAACGACAGACAGACAGGAGAGGGAGACAGACAGGAGAGACACACAGACAGGCCUUCAUCCCCUCGACCGCCUGUCUGUGUUCCGUGUGUGAUGGCCGACCACAUGUUCCUGCCGCUGUGCGUCUGUUGAGUGUGUAUUGUUGUAGGUGGGUGUGUUCACUGUGUGUGUGUGUUCGGUGUGAUGGGUAACGCAGAGAGCAUGGAGACCCAGCUCGCGGUGAUCCGGUCCAGAGCCGCUCCGGUUCGACUCCCGAUGCCCGACCCAGCAGAGCUGGAGGAGCGGUUCUCCAUCGCCCUGAAUUCGAUGAAUCUUCCUCCUGACAAGGUGCGUCUGCUGCGUUCCUAUGACAACGACAAGAAGUGGGAGCUGAUCUGUGAUCAAGAGCGGUUUCAGGUGAAGAAUCCUCCUCACACCUACAUCCAGAAACUCAGAGGCUUCCUCGACCCGGCAGUCACACGCAAGAAGUUCAGAAGAAGAGUCCAGGAGUCGACUCAGAUGCUUCGAGAACUCGAGAUUUCUCUUCGCACAAACCACAUCGGGUGGGUCAGAGAGUUUCUGAAUGAGGAGAAUCGAGGUCUGGAUGUUUUGGUCGAGUAUUUGUCCUUCGCUCAAUACGCCGUCACGUUCGAUGGAGAGCCGUCUGAGUCUGGAGGUGAAGUCUCGUCCAUCGACUCUCCCUGGAGUCGGUCCAUAGAAGACCUUCAUGGAGACUGCAGCCUCCCAUCCCCGUCUUCAUCUGUUCCCAGAGCAGCUCGACACUCCAUCAGCUCUGCGAUGGUGACUCGCUCCAACACUCUGCCGAGUCGCCGAACUCUGAAGAAUUCACGACUCGUCUGUAAGAAAGACGACGUUCAUGUCUGUGUCAUGUGUCUGAGAGCCAUCAUGAAUUACCAGUACGGAUUCAACAUGGUGAUGUCUCACCCUCACGCUGUCAACGAGAUCGCCCUCAGCCUCAACAACAGGAACCCCAGGACGAAAGCUCUGGUGUUAGAGUUGUUGGCGGCGGUGUGUUUGGUCAGAGGAGGACAUGAGAUCAUCCUGUCAGCCUUCGACAACUUCAAAACUGUUUGUUCGGAGUCGAUGCGUUUUGAGAAGUUGAUGGAACAUUUUAAGAACGAAGACGACAACAUCGACUUUUUGGUGGCCUGUAUGCAGUUCAUCAACAUCGUGGUUCACUCGGUGGAGGACAUGAACUUCAGAGUACAUCUGCAGUACGACUUCACAAAACUAAACCUGGACGAACACCUGGAGAGGCUGAAGCACACGGAGAGCGACAGGCUUCAGGUUCAGAUUCAGGCAUAUCUCGACAAUGUGUUUGACGUCGGGACGCUGCUGGAGGACGCCGAGACCAAAACCGCUGCUCUGGAGCGAGUCGAGGAGCUGGAGGAGAGCAUCGGCACAAUGUCGGAGCGUCUCCUGGACGUGGAGAAUGAAGCGAUGCUGAAGAUUGUUGAACUGGAGAAACAGUUGAUGCAAACCAACAAGGAGCUGGACAACGUCCGGGAGGUGUAUGCCAGCAGUAACUCUCAGGUGCACACCUUGCGGCGGAUUGUUCGGGAGAAGGACCAGACGAUCCGGCGUCAGAGUCGUCUGGAGCGACAGGCUCAGGAGGCCCAACAGGCCGGAGGACCCGGAGCUCCUCAACCCCAGAGAGGAGAGGGAGACGGGGGAGUUGGUGACUCCGCCUCCCCCUCACCUCCACCUUGUCCUAACCUGUCCCCCAGUCCUGAGACCGUAGCCUAUCACAGCAUGGGACCGGCGAUAGGCGGAGCUCCAGGGAUGCCGGUCCCGCCCCCUCCACCUCCUCCGCCAACAAUGCCAGGCAUAGUGUCCAAUGGGUCAUGCCCUGCACCUCCCCCCGCUCCUCCUCCUCCUCCUCCUCCCCCCCCUCCUCCACCUCCUCCUCCUCCUCCAUGUCGGACUAGCGAGCUCUCCUCCUCCGUCCCCAUGCCCCCCCCUCCUCCCCCUGCGGCCCCCCCUCUCCCAGGUUCGGGUGGGCCCACGGUCAUCUUUAACUCUGGACUUGCAGACGGUCCUCUCAAGUUAUUCUCGGUGAAGAUAAAGAAGCCGAUACAGACCAAGUUUAGGAUGCCUGUGUUGAACUGGGUCGCCCUGAAGCCAAGUCAGAUCAACGGGACCGUCUUCAACGACAUCGACGAUGAGGCCAUCCUGCAGGACCUGAAUGUGGAGGAGUUUGAGGAGCUGUUUAAGACAAAGGCUCAGGGUCCAGCAGUGGACUUGACUCUGUCCAGACAGAAACUUCCUCAGAAAGCUCCAUCCAAAGUUUCUCUGCUGGAGGCCAACAGGUCAAAGAACCUGGCCAUCACUCUAAGGAAGGCCGGCCAGGGACCGGAGGUCACUUGUCGCGCCAUCCACACGUUUGACCUACGGACAGUUCGGGUGGACUUUGUCGAGUGUCUGAUGCGUUUCCUGCCGACUGAGGCCGAGGUGAAGCUUCUACGACAAUACGAGAGGGACAGAAAACCUCUGGAGGCUUUGAGUGACGAAGACCGCUUCAUGAUGCAGUUCAGUCGCAUCGAACGACUCACUCAGAGAAUGUCCAUCAUGACCUUCAUGGGCAACUUCACAGACAACAUCCAGAUGUUAACUCCGCAACUCCACGCCAUGAUCGCUGCUUCAGUUUCUAUAAAGUCAUCUCAGAAGCUCAAGAAGAUCCUGGAGAUCAUCUUGGCUCUGGGGAACUACAUGAACAGCAGUAAGAGAGGAGCCAUUUACGGAUUCAAACUGCAGAGUUUAGACCUGCUCCUGGAGACAAAGUCAACAGACAGGAAACAGACUUUGCUUCAUUACAUCGCCAACGUUGUGAGAGAGAAAUAUCCUGCAAAGUGUUUGUUCUAUAACGAGCUUCACUAUGUGGACAAGGCUGCUGCAGUGAGUCUGGAGAACGUGCUGUGUGAUGUGAAGGAGCUGCAGCGUGGCAUGGAGCUCACCUGGAGAGAGUUUAGUGUUGGACACAAUGCCACACUGAAAGACUUCAUCAGCAGACACGAAUCACGACUCGGCAAACUGCAGGAGGACGCACGCAUCGCUCAGGAUGCUUUUGAAGACGUGGUGAAGUUUUUCGGGGAUAGCUCCAAGACGAUGCCGCCGUCUGUUUUCUUCCCCAUCUUCGUUCGUUUCAUUAAGGCAUACAGGCUGGCAGAGGAGGAAAACGAGCAAAGGAGGCGUCAAGAACAAAUGUUACUGGAGAAACUGGAGCAAGAGGAGCAGCAGGAGGAGGAGGAGACCAAGUCUCCCUCCCACAGGGCGAAGCGGCCGCAGCAGGAGCUGCUCACAGAGCUCAGACGACGACAAGGAAAAGACAGCUGCCAUGUUUAUGAAGGGAAGGAUGGAGCCAUAGAGGACAUCAUCACAGCUCUGAAAGCCGUACCCUUCACGGCCCGAUCAGCCAAACGCAGCUCUCGCUUCUUCUGUGACCCCGCCCACUCUGAGGAGCACUACUGAGACGGGGGGGGGAAGAGAGUAAGAGAGACAGACAGAGACAGAGAGAGAGUAAGAGAGACAGAGAGAGAGAAACUCAUAGCAAAAGAGUUUAUGUCAGCAUGUUUGAGGAGGAUGUCAUGUCUUCUUCAGAUGGCCACGCCCACUUCUAAUCGAGGGGACCAAUUAGCACUUUGAAAAUAUUUGAUGUGAACCGAUGACAUCAUGGCUUGUAUGUUAUUUUUUGGUCAGUUUGUGUUCACAGACACCAGCUGACCUCUGAUCCGUCCCUGGUUCCAGAGUCCUGGUUCUGGGGCAGCAGGUCUGUGGUUCUGUGGUUGUUCUGGGUAAUUCAAGUCUUUAACUGGAUCUUGUACAGGGUUCUGCUCCUUUAUUGUGUUCUACUGUGUUCUACUGUAUUUACUCGCCUUACCAGAGUCGGGGAUUCACACAGUUUGUGUUUUCCUUUCAUGAACUUUCAUUAAGAGUGUUAGCGUUCACAAACUAAAGAGUUAAACUCUGGUUAUCUGUGACUCUGCCUCGACCCGGUCACCUGUAUGUAUCACCGAAUGUAUCACCUGAAGCUCAAGGCUGAGGUGUGUACUGCAGUUUGAACUGUCACAGUGGGGGGGGGGGGGGGGGGGGCGCUGGAGCAGACACAGAACAAGAAAACACAUUUCCCAGUUUGAUCAGUUUGUCUCCAUCUCCCCAUCAAGAACAGUUUUCCUUCCAACAUGAAUCCAGAUUUAAAAUAAGAGACGAUGAACUGACCUGAUUCAGGAAACUAUUCUGUCCGGAACAUGAAGUUGGUCUGCUGGUGAGGCUCAGUUCAGGACACACCUGGAAGGACAUAAAGAGACACCUGUAAAAAGAUAGACAGUAUCAUCGCACGUCUGGACAAAUGGACAAACCUGGACCAACAGUACUUUACACAUACCUGCCGGGUUGUCCUUCAAGGCGUUCUUGUCCGUAUGGAGUGUCCCGUCUCAACCUGAGACCUGGACAGGUCAAAAUAAACCCACCUGGAUCAAACUUGGAUGGACAAUGAAAAACACAGAAAAUGAGGACAGACCGGUAGAGUUGUCCUUAAGUCUUCUGGAGUCCCUCCUGGUCCGUAGAGAGUCCAGUACCACAUCGAAGACAGUCACCUAUGUGUCUGGUCCAGCAUCAGCACCCCCCCCCCCCCUUCGCGUUUUCAUUAAAGAUCAUAAAACAUAAUUUGAAGUUGAAACAAAAGAAAAAAAGUGAAACAGCACAAAGUUUUCUAUGUGUACAUACAUUUUCUAGAAAGCUGUGUAGCGUUGCUCGUUCUGUGUUUGUUGGUUGUUGGUGAUUCUGCACUUGGUGGUUUAAAUAAAACACACCGUGUCUA
Molecule: messenger RNA, 5824 nt
Organism: Anarrhichthys ocellatus (wolf-eel)
Lineage: Eukaryota; Metazoa; Chordata; Actinopteri; Perciformes; Anarhichadidae
Product: formin-like protein 2
Exons: 29
Coding region: 1192-4476 (1094 amino acids)
Biological process (GO): cortical actin cytoskeleton organization; regulation of cell shape; cell migration
Cellular component (GO): cytosol
Molecular function (GO): actin filament binding; small GTPase binding
Source: RefSeq, a predicted model, not a curated record